UCAAUCAUUUGAAUCUGAAUUGAUGCGCUGAAAAACCCAUGGAAAUGCUCCUCUAUCGUGAUCGUUUUGACGACUACCGCUCCCUUCUCAUGCAAUGGACUACUCCGUUUUCUUACCGCGCACGUGCAGUCUUCAUUUGGGAAGAAACGGUUGCGAGGAAAAUGACAUGACAAUAUAUAUAAGAAAAUGACGAAUACAUUCCUUUUUCAGCAUUUAUGCAGUGAAUUUGGUCUCCAUUUGUGUCAAUUUUGGCGUUGGAAAGGCAAUUAGUGAUUGACCAAUUGCUCCAAAAUGAAUCCAUAUUAUUGAAAAUGACUCCUGCCCGAAGACAGCCGGGAUAGGCUCCGGCGCUCCCGCGAGGAGAAGCGGCUCAGGAAAUGGACGGAUGGACUGCCACUUUCAUUUUCGAGAGCAAAAAUGUAAAAAACAUGAAAUCCACAUAUUAGUGAAAGAUGGACCAUUAAGAUCCCGUACAUUUGCAUUUCUUUGCAACUCUGUUACAGUAAUUAUAGUUGUACCAAAAUUAAAUGAGUAUGUACAUAAAAUGUAACUAUUUGUAAAGAUUUUAUUCAGCAUUGUUUUUUUUAAAUGUAGGAUGUGGUUUUUCUGGUGGCUAAACAAAACAGAGUUACCCCAAAGGCAGCAAAAUAUAGAUGAAAAAAAACAAACAAAAAACCCCUCAUAAAGAAUGUUCCUUUCAUGGUCAAGUGGGACAAUCACGUUUUAUGAUGGUUUAUGACCUUUAAUAUGAGAGAGAUGACGAUGAUGGUGAAAUGAUCUUUGUUACCUGUUUUUCAUGAAAGCGUUUAAAAUUGUUUCCCAAAGAAAAUGACCCAAAUCUAUGAUUUAUAUUUGUAAUUAUGUGUUCAAGCAAAACGAACACACUCCUUUUUAUUGUAUUUUUUUAUUAACGAAAAAAAGGUACAGAUCACUAUGCCAAAUAUAUGAAACAACCAUCAAGACCAUUCCGUUUAUAACACACAGAAAAAGAAAAGAAAAAAAAUACCAGGAUUUUUGCGUUCUUGACCAAGUUUUAGAAGUAUUUCAAAACUUUCGAGGCUUUUUGUUACUCGGGUUUGAGGAACCAGGGGCACUGUUAAAGUGUAUGAAAGUAGGUUACUGAUGGCCAUAUUUACAUUUGUGAAAACAUUCUUUCUUUCACUUUGCUUGUAGUGGCAAGACGUCAGCGAGUAGCCGAAUUCACGAGAACUUCCGAAUCGCGCGAGAAACCGCGAGACGUGAAGCUCCCAAAUUUGGCCGGGCCAAAGAGCGACAUCCGCUGGCGGUGAGCGACACUCGGCGGAUGCUCGCUACCUAAAGCCUGGAAGCGACGUUCCAAACCACCAAACUAGCCAACGAGUCGGCUGACGCAGUAAGGGUCCUCGAGUUUUCGGGGAGGCCGACACCGCAGCUGUGACACGAGUCUCGGUGGGACACCCGCGAGGUGGGGAUCCUCCACUCGGUUGAAGUGGCGAGGUAGAGCGUGCCGUGAGGCUGUCACGUAAGCGUUUUCCUGCGGGGCACAGCGCUUCCUGCCUCAGGUAGAAGUGCUCUCAGUCUUGUCAGUCUUCUGCUGCCAAGGCGCCAGGCGGCACGCGCUCCUCUCUGCCAAGGCGACGCCAUUCUGCAAAAGGCUCGGAAAUGGAGAAGAGUUGCUCAGAGUGCUCGGAGACGACGCUUGCACAGAGCUUGUGCACACUCUGCAACAAGUGGUUGUGUUACCAGUGCACGGACGUGCAUCGGCAUCAGAGAGCCGCGUUGUCGUCCCGGUACGCGGACCUGCACGACCGGCAGAGGCCCGAGCCGCACCAGAGAGGCUCUGGCUCGCUUCCUGCGACCGGACCAGGCACGGGGUCGUAUCCUUGUUCCCUCCUCAUGUGCCACUCUCAUAGACAGCAGCCCCUGGAGUUGCUUUGUGAGUCAUGUGACCUCCUAUGCUGCAGCAGCUGUCACCUGUCCUCCCACAAAACUCACAGGGUGGUGCAAAUUGGGAAGGCUCUCGAGGACCAGCGGUGGCUCUUUGAAAGCCUGACGGUCCAGGUGGAAGAGAAGAGGUCCGCAGUGGAGAGCAACGCGAAGCAGAUCGAGGACAGAGUUCAUGGAGUCAAGAUUGCACACAGGAAGGCUGAGAACCAGAUUAAGAUGGCAAAAAUGAUUAUGAUCAACGAGCUUAACAAACGAGCUAAUCUAUUAAUAGAGCAACUGGAGAAAAUCUCAGAGGACUUCCAGCAGCGUCUGGAGGACCAGCUGCAGGGGGCGAUAGAGACAUGCGCCCAGCUGGACCAGGUGCAGAAGUUCAUCAGUUGGGCAACGACGCACCAUUGCCGCGGCCCGGUGCUCUUCAGCAGGGGAAUGAUUUCUCUGCAAAUCCAACAAUUGCUGGACUCGUCACUGCAGUCUGAAAGUUGGAGUCCUGUGAAAAUCAAGUUCAAUUGGGAUGCAAGCUACUGGACCAAACAGAUGUCCUCGUUAGGCCAGCUGACCGUGGAAGGUGGAAACUGCCCCUACCCGCAGGGCUCGGCCCGCUCCACCGUUCUCAGGCCCCAGCCGAUGGCACGCUCGGCUCCGCCGGCCGUUUGCCGCAGAGGGCGAGAGUCGGCCUGCGGGUACCAGAUGUGCUGCGAGCCCCGCGUGUGUUGCCUGCACGGCAUCCCAUCUCAGUCAGAUCUGGACAAGAGCCAGCUGGGAGCCCCGCUCUACAUCUCAGGCUAUGUUCCCCCUGGCCCUGGAUCCCGGUUGCAGAGCCAGCAGCCGCCGAGGUGCUGGGACCCAAGUGACUCUUCCGCCUUGCAAACGUCUUCCCGAUGCCCUUCGCCCUCAUCCCGGGUUCCCAUCACGGGACCGAUCCAAACGAACCGCAGCCGCGGACCUCCGUCCCAGCCGCAAUCUUGUGUCUCUGAGCCGCAGUCCCUGCCUGAAUCGCAUCUCCGUCACCGUCACCAGAGAGGCUCCCUUCCCGUCAGCAAUGGUCAACAGGGCGCAGACCGACAUCGGUCGCGCCAGAGCCGUGUCCGAUGCCAGGAGAACUCACCCAGCGGCGCAACUUUGCAGGAGGUGCUCGACGAGACGGUUGCGGAGCAAGACGACGCGGCUGACGGUAGCCGGGAGGAGCGGUGCGGAGCGGAGGGGAGUCGUGGACAAACAGUUGAGGCCGAACGUGAGGAGCCAGAGCCUGACGCCAGCCAGCAGAAUCCUGUCCAACAACAACAACAACAACAACAACAACAGUGUCAGGUUUCUCCAACAGCAGAGCUUAGGAAAGAGCAGCAGAGAACCGGUCCUGCAGCGACGCUACGACCUCAAACCAAUGGCCAGAGAUCGACGUCGCCGGAGGCGUCUGCGACAGCCAGCGAUUGCGGCUCGGACUUACAGCGACGCAGACUCGACCCGAGUUCAGUGUGCGACAGCGCAAAUACGCUAACAGGAAAGUAUGCCAGCGCAGACUCCAGGCAGAGGAGAGCUUCAGAUGGCGUUCUUUGCAUUGUCAAGGAAACCUCGGCCGACGUCAUCCUCACCAGAAGCCGGCGGUCUCCGUUACUCUCCUAUAAAACUGAGCCAGAUCCUUCAUACUUGAAUGAUGAGGUCCGUCGUGCUGCCAAAGACAAGUACAGCGUGUCAAGAAACGGUCACAACGGCAGCAGAGAUUCUGAGAGGGAUUCCGGAAGAGCCAGAGUUCCGGUAGUUUGCCUCGAACGCCUGAAAGUUCUUAUCUCUCAACUUCCCUCACACGGACGAAGGCAGAGCGACCCGCUACCCGCGAGCACGACGGAGAGGGAUAGAACUUUGCUGCGGCAGCAAACGUGGCAGCAUGUAACACGCGAGGGGGCGUCCGGGGGCUCGGGGACCGAGAAGACUCACUCGGUCUCAGCGUCACGGUGCGCAGACAAACAUCGGUGGCUCACUGGCGAGCGAGAGUGGGAUACUUGUCCGAGGGCCAGCUUUCCUAAAGCAUCCAAACUGCCACCUGACGACUCUCAGGACAGUAACUCCGCCCUGGACUUUGACUCCGACUCGGUCCCAGAAGAGGCUGCGGACUCACGACUCGACCCGCACCUCGACUCGGAUACGUCGCCGGAGUUUUCAUCCGAGGCGGAACUGGAAGGUGCGGGCAAGGAGAAUGAAGUUCUUAAAAGCUGCGACAGAAACGGGUCUACGGGGGAUUCCGAUCGAAAGCCUCGAAUGCGACGGGACCCAGAAUCAGCUUCGGGAACAGGAUCGGAGGAUGGCGGUGGAGGAUUCGAAGUCGAUGCGGAUUCAGGCGCUGCAGAAACAGAGUCAGAUGCCCAACCGGAACUUGACAUCAUAUUCCAGGCGGGAACGGAUUCAGACCCAUCGUCUGAUCAGCUGCUGAGCCGCCAGGGGUCUGCGGAGUCUGAACUGGAUGUCGAAUCGGAGCUUGAAACAACAGAUGAGCCGCAGCCUCUGCGCUCCGACCUCGAGGAAGAGGACCCCGUGGGACCCGGCCAGAGGCCGCUUCUGAUUGCGAACCCCGGCCCGCCGAGGAGAGCGGAACUUGAGGAGGAGGACGAUGCCGAAGUGGAGAGUGAGGACUUCUGUGGAGUGUGCCUGAUCGGUGGGGAUCUUUUAUGCUGCGAUCGCUGUCCAAAGGUUUACCAUUUGUCCUGUCACGUCCCUCCUCUGCUGAGCUUCCCUUCAGGGGACUGGCUGUGCAGCCUGUGCAGAGAUGUCGUGCAGCCAGAAGUUGAAUACGACUGUGAAAAUAGAAGAAGAUCUGGGGAGCACGGAGCAGCCCACGGCCUGUCUGCAUGUGAUCAGAGAAAAUGUGAGCGAUUGACCCUCCUGAUCCUGAACAACAUCCUGAGUGCGCCCUUCCACGAGCCCGUCAGUCCACUUGCUCGCCAUUACUAUCAGAUCAUCAAGCGGCCCGUUGACCUGUCCGUGAUCCGCGCGAGACUUCACAAGAGGAGCGCGCAACAUUACAACUCGCCCGACCAGUUUGUGGCCGAUGUCUGUCUCAUGUUUCACAACUGUGCAAAGUUCAACUACCCCGAUUCAGAGGUGGCGCAAGCGGGCCGCAGCCUCCAGGCCUUUUUCGCCACCGAGCUGGAAGAAGCGUUCCCGGGCCGGGUUUUCCCAGCGACCGAGGCGGACAGCGACAGCGACGAGUACGACGAGGCCUUCCGGGCAAACGAGGGUGGCUUCCCCUGGCCGGAGAGGAGGGAGCAGUGCCACAGAAAGAGGAAGAGGAGACAAUCGCUCAAGUCAAGGAGACAUCACAUGUAACCGGGCGGGACUGCACUUUUUUUUGGAUUGAAGCACCUGCUGGAAUGUUUCAGAGAAGGACAGGAGCGAACAGAACAGGUUCGCACUUCUUUGGGUUGGGAUCAAAUUUGGCCUUUUGGUGGCGUUGUGACUCUCCUCGUCAUUUUGUCUUCCUCUCGGAGUCCAAAAGAAGGCGCGUUUGGUUGAUUGCCCCGAAAACGUGAGAGUGAGUCAGCCCUUUGAUCGGCAGGCGAUCGGUGCGGGGUGCAGCCCUCCGCUCUCCCGAGGUUAGCUGCGAUAGGCCUCCAGUGGAUGGAUGUAACAAGAGCACGCUGACAGCGCCGACAGCUUAAACCUUGGCCAGUAGCGAAAUCCAUCAGUGGUUUUGUGCGGUAUUGAGGUUUUGCUGCCUCGGAGCGAGAAGGAAUUCUGGAUCCGGCUCGGACUUUGCGUCCUUAUGUCCGUGAAGCUCUUUGAUCGGCGCAGCAAAUCGAAACCUGUUCUGAUAAUACACAACCGACGCAUCGAUGUCAACCUUCAAUUGACGUGUCGAGAAGAACGGCCAAAAAAUAAGAAUCCAGCGUGCGGAAGGUUGGGUUUUAUAGUUGUACUGUCAUUAUGACAUCAUAUUUUGCUCAUUACGAGACCCCGAUGAUGCACUAACAAUCACUACAUGUACCUUGUAUGAUAUACCUUGAGGUUUGCUCUAAUGUACAAGAAGAAUGCUGCUGUUGUAUGUUUGGGAAAAAUGUGUCUUUCCAGAGCAAACGGCUUCAAAUCCCCGUCAAGUGAAAACUCAGUUAAUGUCACACACCGGAGUCGCCCUGCCAAAUUUCAACGAUGAACAAAAAAGUCACCGAGUAGAUCAAAUGAGGCUUGGAAAAUCAUGGCUGAAACCACGCCCCGUUCCACUGUCAAUAGUCCAUCAACCCCCGCACCUCUUUCUUCAUCACGGUGCAACGAGACGCGCUAGCCGCCGCCGGCUAGCUCGCGAGCUGACCCGGCAUCCUCUCGGGCGACGGACGACACAGCCGGCGGUAAUGUAGUGCUAAAAAUGGGCCGAGUAAUUACUAGUAACUCGCAACUACGCCGGAUAACCCGAACCUGAACGACGGGACUCACGCCGGACGCCUGAGGCCAUUGUUCACUGGGCACUGUUUUAUCCACGCCCCCCCCAAAAGGAAACCUAAAAUAGUUACAAAAAAAUACAAAUACAUACGACCAGUUCGCAGCCGAGUGUGAAGCGGCCGGGAUGAGAAUCGGCACCUCCGAAUCUGAGACCGUGGUCCUCGGUCGGGAAAGGGCGGCGUGCCCUCUCCGGGUCGGGGAUGAGAUCCUGCCCCGAGUGGAGGAGUUCAGGCAUCUCGGGGUCUUGUUCACGAGUGAGGGAAGAACGGAACGGGAGAUCGACGGACGGAUCGGUGCGGCGUCCGCAGCGAUGCGGACUUUGUAUCGGUCCGUUGUGGUAAAGAAGGAGCUAAGCCGAAAGGCGAAGCUCUCGAUUUACCGGUCGAUCUACGUUCCUCCCCUCACCUAUGGUCACGGGCUGCGGGUCGUGACCCAAAGAACGAGAUCCCGGAUACGAGCGGCCGAGAUGAGUUUCCUCCGCAGGGUGUCCGGGCUCUCCCUUAGAGAUAGGGCGAGAAGCUCGGUCAUCCGGGAGGAUCUCAGAGUAGAGCCGCCGCUCCUCCGCAUCGAGAGGAGCCGGACGAGGUGGCCGGGGCAUCCGAUUCGGACGCCUCCCCGGUGAGGUGUUCCGGGCACGUCCCGCCGGGAGGAGACCCCGGGGACGACCCGGGACACGCCGGAGAGACGACGUCCUUCGGCGCCUCGGGAUCCCCCCGGAAGAGCCGGAUGAGGUGGCCGGGGAGAGGGACGUCUGGGCGUCCCCGCUAAAGCUAAAGCUACUGCCCCAGCGACCCGUCCCGGAUAAGCGGUAGAAAAUGGAUGGAUGGACAUACGACCACGUUAUGUCCACAAUUGAAAUAUGACAUAGUUGUCAGUCUUGGCAUGUUUUCAGCAACUCCUUGAAUUCACUUUACAGGGUCUUGAAGCCGUCGUUCCUUCCUGCACUUUGAUCAAUUGUAUUUACCGCCUGAGGAAAUGUCCAGUGUGCGUGUCAAACUAUACACAACGUUGUCUUAUUCCCAUUUCAUAAUAGUUGCUCAAGGAUCAUACGCAAUUGUUGGAAAUGUUUAUAGACAAGAUUCCCGUCUCGUUCAAAUGUGUUAUUUCCAUUCCGCGCUUGAGCACAUAAACACCCUCGGCCGUACGGUAUUUCGAAAUGCGCUAGUUUGCCGACUCCAAAAUGUGGAUACGGAUGAAACGAUAAGUGCCACUUUCAUUGGCGCAGGUCGGCGAGGAUGUUCGUCGUGCCGCACGGAAACGGGACGUUUCUGUCAGUAUGCGAAGGUUUUGGUUGGACGAGCGUUGCAGAAAAUGUUUCACCCGGUAACUUGAAGUCUCUCAGGCCCGGUAACAGUGUCACAUAUUGCCAUUGAUAAUCAUAAGUGUUACUGUGUUACGCUAAGCCACUUUGUCCAACUGGCAGCACAUUUCCUUCUCAUGUUUAUUUGCGUCCUUCAGUGUGUGUGUAUAUGUCGGAAAAUAUUGUACGGACAGCACUUUGUAACUUUAACGUUUUGAAAAGUGUUGCAGAAAUAAAGUCAUUGUUAGAUCGACGUCGUAUUCCAUCAGUAGUGGUCGGACCGGCGUAUAUACGUAUAUAUCAUUUGAAUGGAAACGGCUUCAUUUCACUGUUCUCCUGCAUGAAGACAAAACAUCUUCUAACAAUACUGAAGCACUGUCGCCAUUUUAGUCGAAACGUUGGGAUGUUUAUUGUUUUGUUCUUUUAAAAAGCGAGCCAUAACCACACAUAACAAUUUAAAAAUAAGAAUUCAUGUUGCGCAAUUGGGAUUUUUGGAGCUGUGGAAUUUUUGUCGGCCACCACGAGGCGGCUUCGUACAAUCUGCAAGCUUUACUUCAGAGUUUCCAGACGUUGACAUCAUGCCAUUUCCCCGUUUUUUGUUAUUUUUAUUUAUUUAGGUGCCACGGGAAGUCCUGCGGCACUUUACGGACAGUUACGGUCAACGGCAAACUUGCAAAAUGUCAUUGUCGGUGACCUUUCAGUCAGCCGAGUCGAAUCCUACGGAACGAUUGGACGCGGCGGGAACCUUUGGUAAACAAUGGAAGGGCACGCGGUAAGAGAGAAAAAUGCUUCCUGACGAGCGUAGCGGCGUGUGAAAUGAGUGUGCGGUGUUUGUAGCUGGCGAAUCGUGCGUGAUAAUUCAUUCAAUUUGAUGUGCUGACCUUUUUGUGCUAUUUAUGAAGAUGGUUCCACGGAUUUGACUUCGCAUUUUAGUCAGCGGCGCCGGUGGACAAAUGAAGUAACGUCCGCUGCGAUUGGCGUACAGCCUUUUCGUGCCAUGGAGAAGGUCCGACCGAUUUGUGUUCACAUUUUAGUAGUCGUUGACCCUGGUUUAAAAAGUAGCCGGAAAGAAUUGCGAUAAUCGAAUGUUGAUCAGCAAUCAAAAGUGGGAAUGUGAGAAAAUUAUAGACAGAUUAACAGACGCUUUUACGAUCAUCGAUAAGACAACAAUAUAGUCGGCCGUUUCGCCAGCUUUAAGACUUCCCUUUCGGUGAUGUGAAGCGUCACCCCACUUCGUCCUCGUCGGCUGACGCUGACAGCGGUGCUACCGCAGCUGGCACACAUUCAGUGUCACCGUGAAAAAGAAAAAGCAAUAUUUCCAAAAGCAAUUUAUUGGGAGUAUUACCAGUCUUUUCCGGCGUUCGGUUUGACUGUUUUAUGCACGCAUUGGCAUUUCUGCUUACAUAUGAACUUCCUUGCGUGUAAUCUGGAAAGAAUAUUCCAUUAGAAUACGCAAUUGAACCUAAUGUUGAUGUUUUCCAGUCAACACUCAUCUGAGAAAAGAUGAAGCACGACAGCGGGAGCACAUCAAACAACACGACACUGAAAUGUAGCGAAAGUGCAUUUAACAAUAACGACAAGUUUAUUUGGCAUUUCAUCUCUUCUCAUAUCAAAACGUCCGCAGCACCAAAGUUAUGACUUUCAAUAUAUUUGUGAAGCAGAAAAUCCUUUAUUUUCAUUUCAAUUUCAUGACUGACUGCUGAAGCCGUUUUGUCCUCACAUGUCCUCCUUCAGAGGUAUGCGCAGGCUUGAUCUCAAGACCCUUUGAAGCUAACUACAUCCUUUUGACACCAAAAUGUUUCUAUUCCAUUUUGAUCAUGUGUAAAAGUUGCGCCGAAUAUUUUUUGCCCGCGAGUCUGUAAAAGAACCUCUACGCUGUAUCUCAGGAACCGUAACAGAUACGGACAUGCGCUUAGUACAUACAGCAAUAUCUGCGAUACGCAAUUUGAUAUGGAGCCUAAAAUCAAUGCCCUUCAAGUUAUUAAGAUGAAAACAAACAAAAACACAAACAAACCACAAUUCGGGCAGAUGCCUUGAUUUUUGCGACGCCAUCUUGUAGUUUAGUGAGCGGUGUUGCAUUUUUGAUGAAAGUGGGAUGUACCAAACCUCAAACGAUUCUUUCACGUAUCUGCUCCACUCAAACCAAUCCAAUUAUUCUGAGAGCAAGUCAAAAGGUCAAAGUACACGUAACCAAGCAAUUUUGCCUCAAUGACAAAUGAAGUGACAAGUACAAGUACAAGUACAUGUGCAGUCUUUUUAUACAUUUUUUUGACAGCCUCAGCGUCUCGUCGUUUGAAUCGUUUCUUGCCACUCUUAUUUUCCGCGUCAAAGUUUUCUCUGGACUUUUCCUCCGCGGAUGUUAACGGCGCCUCUUCCGCAGUCUCUCGCUCGCCGGAAUGAAAGUCGCCCGUCGUCGGCGGGAUUCUCGGAGCUGCGAGCGCGACGGGCGCUCGGAGUCGGAAGCGACGGGGUCACCCCGCGGUCUUAAAUUCCCGUCCGAGUCGUCCCGUGACCUUUUGUUCGGUCCGCCGGGCGCGGCGUCUUGUUCGUCGUCGUCUAAGUCGGCGCUGCCGUCGGAACGGUUGUCAAACUCGUGCCGCCGGCAGAAAUAUCUGCGACUGCUUCUCAUUUCGUCUUCGUCCUCCGGAGAUCUGUUCGAUGGUCCCGGCUGAGGGUCUCGCUCCUCGUCCUCCUCCGUAAGCCGGUGGACUCCAAACUCGGCGACGUCGGCCCCAUCUUCACGGUCAACGAUAUCGUCGGCGUUACGAUUUUCAAUACUGAUGUCACUUAGGAUGUUUUCAUUGCCAGCGUCGGGUUGUUGCGACGGCGCUCGCGGAUUUACAAAGAAUCUCAUGUAAUGAUUGACAAUGCAUGAGUCCGUGUCUUCCUCAUCACCAACAUCGUCAUGGUCAUCAUCAUCAUCAUCACUCUCAUCAGUUGGCGGUAGAUCUCCUACGGGUAUGGACGUACGGUAGCCUGCGAGAUAAUUCAGACUUGUAGAUGAUUGGGCCACGCAUCCGACCACCUUAGCGAGCCGAGGCCGACCCCGGCGCGCCGAAACCGCCAAAAGAACUGUCGCUCUGAGAAAAACAACACGACAGGAAUCACAUUUCAACCACUUACGAUUUGGACCGUUGUGGUCUCCGUCUCCUUGGCCGUCCAUUUGAUCUGAAGGAAUCAAAUACUUGACUCGGUAACGAAAUAAAACAUCAAAUAAGCCCGAUGAGAUGUUGUCCCUGCUCAGAGGCGAUAGUCCAGAAAAACAGCUGCCAUUUUCUUUCCGUUUUUCUGGGGGGUGCCGGAUUUCGGGCGGGUGAAUUUAGCGGAGGUCCACCAACGUCGCGAUUUUUCAUUGUUUUGUUCUUUUCAGGUGACGUUGUUGUAGGGCAAUUCCUUUACCACCAUUUUUGGGAAUUGUUCAAUUCAGCGGUUCUGACAAAGAUGAAAAUAUUCCUCGAUAUCGGCGUCGAGUUCAAAGGAUUCAGACACGAUAGAAAACUGGUGGUGGUUAUUAUUCUUGUUUUCUGCGAAGUUUGAAAUAAAUUCCGACGACACAGUUGCUCUGUUUGACCCUAAAAAAGAGAUGGCCCGAACGGACGCUGCCAUCGAAAAGUCGGAAAAUGGCCCAUUUAAACAUGACAUUUUUGUCUCAACUAGUAACAUCAGCGCAUUUUUCUACCAAAGAGCCGACGUUUCGGUCACACGUUUCCUCAUGAUUUACACCCAAAAACAUGCAUGGUAGGUUGAUUGAACACUCUAAAUUGCCCGUAGGUGAGUGCGAAUGCUUGUUUGUUUCUGUGUGCCCUGCGAUUGGCUGGCGACCAAUUCAGGGCGUACACCGCCUCUCGCCCGAUGAUAGCCGGGAUGGGCUCCGGCACGCCCGCGGCCCCCGUGAGGAGAAGCGGCUCAGAAAAGGGAUGGAUGGAUCAUUUCUGGGCACGGACAUUUUGGCAAAUUUUCAACAUCAAAAGUUGCACGACAUUCUUAAUCUCGAUCCAAUUCUUACAAACCAGGGCUCCUUUUUCUGGUGUAACACUCAUCGAGCCAAUGAUGUAUAUUUAGAACGUUAUUUUCGGAGACGGCGCAUCUGCGAAAUGUCGUCGUAUCCUUUGUUUGAAAAGUCACAAAAGUGUGCGUGUUUGCUAAUUUGUCAGAAUGGUUUGCACCAAGCUGGGCGUUCCAAAGCAGCACACUCUGCCACACUCGCGCACGCAUCGCUGCGAUUAUACAUCGUUCUCUUCAUCGUUCACACAAAUGCGAGAGUGUCUGCAACAGCAGUAAGAGUCUAUGUGAGCGCAGCGCAUUUAAAGGGAACGAGAGGAGCCGCUCCGAUCGGUGGCGACUUGGGUGGCCUGUAAACCCUCCCCCGGCGGCGCAGCCCGCCCACCGGCACGUCCGCCGGGUUGCCCUCGUCUACGGGAUUAGCAACACUGGUCGGAAGCGCGGCGGCACGGUGGCCGACCGGUUAGAGCGUCAGCCUCACAGUUCUGAGGUGCGGGGUUCAAUCCCCGUCCCCGCCCGUGUGGACUUUGCACGUUCUCCCCGUGCCUGCGUGGCUUUUCUCCGGGCGCUCCGCUUUCCUCCCACGUCCCGAAAACACGCAUUCAUUGGAGACUCUAAAUUGCCCGUAGGUGUGAAUGUGAGUGCGGUUGCGGAUCGUUGUUUGUUUCUAUGUGCCCUGCGAUGGGCUGGCGACCGGUCCGGGGCGACGACAGCCGGGAUGGGCUCCGGCGCGCCCGCGGCCCCCGUGAGGAGAAGCGGCUCGGAAAAUGGACGGAUGGAUGGUCUAACGCGCCUCCGGCGCAGUUUCGCCGCCCGCCGUGCCGGAUUGACACCGUUGGCGAAAAUAGGCACCGUGCGUUGAUACCGCAGAUUUUGUAUGCGAACCCGCACAGUCGCAGUUGAGCGUUCGCACAUUCACAGUUCCAUUUUUCAACCGAUCCUCCGUGAUUCGCUGUCCCAAUCGAUAAAAGUCCUGUUGAUCUUGCGGCAUCUUACUGCCAAGGAGCUACGUUGCAGUGAAAUCGGGAGCUUCAUUUGGACAAAACUUGAACUUUGUCGCCAUCUUCGAGGCAGUUAUAAAUGUUUUGAGGUUUUUUUUCUGCGUGUGCGGCAGUGCUCAGUCCCGAUCACACACAAACAGCGCGGAUUUGUCGGAAGCGUCGUGCGGUGACCGAAGCGUCGACGACACGUCGGAUCAUCGCUGAACAAUUGCGGCGCGGUGGCCGACUGGUUAGCGCGUCCGCCUCCCGGGGUUUGAACCGGACCUCUGGGCCUUGCUCCCACAUUUUAAAAACAUACUUCUUAGGUUCAUUGAAGACUCCAAAAAAACGUAAUUUUGCAAAAUGUGCUCAAUAACGGUAAGGACACUUUUUUUUUUGUUUAAAUGCUGACAAAGCCAUGCUUAAAGUCCCAUUUUCAAAAAGGUAUUGAUCAUUUAACUAUUCAGGGAUUCAUAGUAAAGACAUUCCUUAUGGACAUAACUUCUCAUGACAGCCGUUACUUUGGUUUUCAUACAAUCGCAAGAACGCGCAACAGUUCCGACACUUUCACACAUUCUUACAUUCAUUCAAAUCUCAGAAGUAACAGCAUUUAUUUUGCGGUCUGCUAUUGCGUGAAUGCAAAAUGGCCUCCUCGUCCCGGCACUUCAACUCAUAACGAAUCCACUCUGUCCCGUGGAUUAACGGGAAAGACGGCUCGAGUGACAAAGAAAGAAGGACCAAAAAGAAAGAUUGGGUUCGUUUUCCUGGCAAAGGCGUAUCAGAGAAAAGCAAAUCGGUAUUUUUCUCUUCCAAACUUUGUUUUUGGAGCUUUUGACGGAUACCGACUGCCAAUAAUUCCAAUUCUCCUGUCAGCCAAAUUUCUUUUCAAAAGGAAAUUCAGGGAGCCACGUCUUUACCGUCCGUCACAUCACAUGACUCGCAUACUGUCGACAAACCAACAUUCAAACUGACAUUUACGCCUACAGACGAUCGACUCUUUCAUUUUGUUUUGGGAAUAUGGAAGGACGUCGCAGUACCCGGAGAAAACCCACACGAGCGCAAGACAACCUGAAAACGCAACCCGGGAAGGUCGGAACCCACAUUCGAACCCCGACCUCAGAACUGCGAUGCGGACGCGCUAACCGCCGGCUACCGUGCUUCACGAGCAUUUACGUGAUCGACGG
Phycodurus eques (leafy seadragon) is the source of this 13817-nucleotide messenger RNA. It is a transcript of the gene trim66, whose product is annotated as tripartite motif containing 66. The record is from RefSeq and is a predicted model, not a curated record. NCBI's taxonomy places the organism in Eukaryota, Metazoa, Chordata, Actinopteri, Syngnathiformes, Syngnathidae. Gene Ontology annotation, molecular function: zinc ion binding; protein binding.